Malassezia restricta is the source of this 606-nucleotide messenger RNA. Its product is annotated as riboflavin aldehyde-forming enzyme. The record is from RefSeq and is a predicted model, not a curated record. NCBI's taxonomy places the organism in Eukaryota, Fungi, Basidiomycota, Malasseziomycetes, Malasseziales, Malasseziaceae. Bases 1 to 606 code for a protein of 201 amino acids. The transcript has a single exon.
AUGUUUGCGCCCAAAGUAUGGGCGGCGGUGUUGUUGGCAGCUGUACUGGCGUUGACCUUGGCUACAGAAAUCAGCAGCGGACACUCGACGAUGCCUACUCCGGGGUCACACCAUGGAAUGAUCCGUCGCCGUGGCUUGAUCGAAUCUAUCUUGCGCGGUGGUGAAUUUGGCUCAACGGACACACCUGCACCUACCACGACCCGGUCUACAUCGACUUCUCGCACACAUUCCGCGACCCACAAAUCAUCGAGUUCUUCCAGCUCGUCUUCUGAUUCGGGUCAAGGGAAAACAUAUGAGGGCGAGGCCACGCAUUAUCAACCUGGUUUAGGCUCGUGUGGUGAUAACAGUGAUGCUUCCGAGAUGGUGGUCGCAGUGUCGCAUAGCAAGUAUGAUGCCAAGGCGAAGAGUCAAAACCCCAACGAGAAUCCAUUUUGUGGCAAAAAGGUCAAGGUCACGUAUGAGGGCAAGUCCAUCGAGGUCAAGGUGGUCGACCGCUGCCCGGGCUGCAGUGAAAAUGACUUGGAUCUUUCACCUUCGGCAUUCAAAAAGUUGGCUCCUCUUGGAAAGGGUCGCUUGAAGCAAGUUAAGUGGAAGAUGAUUGACUAG